AUAUGUGUUAACACCAACGGUUCGUUCACUUGUUCGUGUUAUUCUGGUUACGCUGUGAACGGCGUGAACACAAAUGAGUGUGACAAGACAGGUUUUUCGUUUACGACAUCAUCAAACUGUACCAACCUUGAUGGAGGUUUCGAAUGCAAAUGCAAAGAUGGCUACGUCAAAUCAAACUCUGGCUCUUGCACUGAUAUUGACGAAUGUCAGGGCUUAAAAAUUUGUGGUGCUGGCAACUGUACGAACACCAAUGGGUCUUACUAUUGCCAGUGUCCC
Messenger RNA from Helobdella robusta, 276 nucleotides. RefSeq lists its product as hypothetical. The record is from RefSeq and is a predicted model, not a curated record. The annotation marks the transcript as partial. The transcript has 3 exons. NCBI's taxonomy places the organism in Eukaryota, Metazoa, Annelida, Clitellata, Rhynchobdellida, Glossiphoniidae. Gene Ontology annotation, molecular function: calcium ion binding.